UCACGGGCAGAGUGUCAGAGUGGUGAGUUGAACAGGGAGAAAAGGCGAAAUGGCAGAAGGCAAGGAGGACCAGACGGCAGGCAAAAUGCCUCCAGCUGAACUGGAUUCCAAGGCAGAGGCCAAACUGAUCCUCUAUCACUGGACGCAGUCCUUCAGUUCCCAAAAGGUGCGUUUGGUGAUUGCUGAAAAGGGGCUGAAAUGUGACGAGCAUGAUGUAAGCCUUCCACUGAGUGAACACAAUGAGCCUUGGUUCAUGCGACUGAAUGCGUCUGGAGAAGUCCCUGUGCUCGUUCACAGAGAAAACAUCAUUUGCGAUGCAACUCAAAUUAUUGAUUACCUUGAAGAGACUUUUGCAAAUGACAAAACUCCAAAGUUAAUGCCAGAAGAAGGAAGCAUGUACUAUCCGAGGGUUCAACAUUACAGGGAGCUCUUGGAUUCCUUGCCUAUGGAUGCUUAUACACAUGGUUGCAUUUUACAUCCUGAAUUAGCAGUAGACUCUAUGAUUCCAGCUUAUGCCACAACUAGAAUUCGAAGCCAAAUAGGUAACACUGAAUCCGAAUUAAAGAAACUUGCUGAAGAAAACCCAGAUCUGCAAGAUGCAUAUAUAGCAAAACAGAAACGGCUCAAAUCAAAACUGAUGGAUCAUGAUAACAUAAAAUACUUGAAGAAAAUAUUGGACGAACUGGAAAAAGUUUUGGAUCAGGUUGAGACUGAGUUGCAAAGAAGAAAUGAAGAAACACCAGAAAAUGGACACCAAGCUUGGCUCUGUGGUGAGUUUUUCAGCUUGGCCGAUGUAUCCCUUGCUGUUACAUUGCAUCGGCUGAAGUUCAUUGGAUUGGCAAGGAGGAACUGGGGGAAUGGAAGGCGACCUAAUUUGGAAGCCUACUAUGAGCGCGUCUUGAAGAGAAAAGCAUUUCAUAAGGUUUUAGGACAUGUGAACAACAUAUUAAUCUCAGCAGUUCUCCCAACUGCAUUCCGAGUGGCCAAGAAGAGGGCGCCCAGGGUUUUUGGCACUACUCUUUUGGUUGGCUUCUUAGCAGGAAUAGGGUAUAUUGCUUUUGUGUGUCUUCGGAGGAGAUUUCCCAACAUGCUACUAUCAAUUAGACCAAGGCAAAGUUAUCCAUAGGUGUUUCUUUGCCAGGUUGUGGGAACAGACAACUUAAUACCCCAAAGAAGUUGAUUUGAGGGAUAGUGGACCCAAAUAUUGUCAUACGUUAUUACCUUCCUGCUGUUACAGAAAUACAUUGGCAAUUAAAUCCUGAAAAAAAUGAGCCAAUGGCUUAGAUUCUGAGUACUGUAAGCAGAAGGAGGCUAUAUAAUGGGACUUGUCACCUCCUGGCCCCAUCAGGCCUUUUUGGACCCCUGAAAAAGUCUCUCUGGAGGAUUGGAGAAGCCUUCUUAAUAGCAUGGGAUGUGGUGCUCAGGACUGA
Molecule: messenger RNA, 1430 nt
Organism: Elgaria multicarinata webbii
Lineage: Eukaryota; Metazoa; Chordata; Lepidosauria; Squamata; Anguidae
Gene: GDAP1
Product: ganglioside induced differentiation associated protein 1
Exons: 6
Coding region: 50-1126 (358 amino acids)
Biological process (GO): mitochondrial fission; mitochondrial fusion
Cellular component (GO): mitochondrial outer membrane
Source: RefSeq, a predicted model, not a curated record